This is a messenger RNA of Alexandromys fortis (reed vole), 6189 nucleotides long. RefSeq names its product family with sequence similarity 89 member A (gene Fam89a). Bases 58 to 588 code for a protein of 176 amino acids. The transcript has 2 exons. NCBI's taxonomy places the organism in Eukaryota, Metazoa, Chordata, Mammalia, Rodentia, Cricetidae. The record is from RefSeq and is a predicted model, not a curated record.
GCGGGGCUCCCGGGACUUCGGCUGAGCUGCGCGCGCCUGUGUCCGCGCGGCAGCGAGAUGAGCGGGGCAGGGUCUGCGGGCACGGCCGGGGGGCUGCGGGUAGAAGGGCUGCCACCGCUACCCAAAAGCCUGAGCGGGCUGCUGCACUCGGCGGCCGGCGGCGCGGCGGGCGGCUGGCGACACCUGGAGCGGCUGUACGCGCAGAAGUCGCGCAUCCAGGACGAGCUGAGCCGAGGGGGCGCGGGCGGCGGCGGGGCGCGGGCUGCGGGGACCCGGAACAAGCCCCCCAACCUGGACGCCGCGCUGGCGCUGUUGCGCAAGGAGAUGGUUGGCCUGCGACAGCUGGACAUGUCCUUGCUCUGCCAACUGUACAGCCUCUACGAGUCCAUUCAGGAGUACAAGGGAGCGUGCCAGGCAGCCUCCAGCCUGGACUGCACCUAUGCUCUGGAGAACGGCUUCUUUGAUGAUGAGGAGGACUUCCAGGAGCAGGGCUCGCUCCGAGAAGGCCAGGGCCGAGGCCCUCCCCGGGACUUGUCACUGCCUGUGAGCCACCUCUCCAGCAGCGACUGGAUUCUGGAGUCUCUCUAGCACCCCUGGAGCCCAUCAACACAGACAGACUGGCAGCAUCUGUUUCUCUUCUUGCAAGAAAGCACGUUAGCCUCUCCAUGGUGGAUGGUUCAUGGGUACGUGGGGACUAGUGCCUCCAGUCUAACGUGUGGAUAGGAGUUUGUUGACAAGUGGGACAGCCUCCUCAGUUGGCUGCAGGGUCUUCCUGGUGACCUAGAGGCCUGUUAGCAUAUCCCUGGCCCCCUGAGUGGCACCUGCUGGAGGCUGUGACUGAAGGGUUCCAUGUGGAAAGCCUUCAUGGGCCUUCUGGGGGAGCUUGCUCUCAGCCAGCUUCUUUGUAGGUGGCAGGCGUGUUGUACCCCCUUUGUUUAAGAAUGCCGCGCUGGUGAGAUGUGGAAACCAUUUCCCCGCCCAGAGCCCCCAGGGUGGUCCUCAUCUUUUCUCGCUGUCACUGAGCUGUUAGCUUCUUUGCUCAGAUUUCUUUGAAAGUUGUGUCACUGAGUCGUGAGAGCUUUCUGGAAGGAGGAAAUAUUCUGCCACUCUGGUCACUUUUCUGCAACUACCAAAACUGACAUCCGGCAAAGGUAGAGGGGAAAAACUUGAACGAAUACACCCUGAAUGGAGAGAGAAAACCUGGGACACCAUGAGUGACGGUUGACGGCUACGACUGUAGACUGCCGUGCUGGAAAGCAGUCCUUCCAAGCCUUAAUCUAUUUAUUAAAACUCUUUCACAAGAGCGUCACACUGUGGGUUAAACAUGGAUAGAGUGCGUAAGUGUCUCUUGCCGUGUGUCGUUUUGUUUGGGUGUCUGAGGAUGUGGCUCAGUGGGUCCGGUGAGCCCCUAGCAUAUGUGAGGCCUGGGAUUUGACCUUAGUAUCAUGUCAGCUGGGCAAGGUGGUAUGUGCCUGUAACCCUAGGACUGAGGUGGAGGCAGGAGGAUUACAAGUUCAAGGUCAACUUGGCAAUACAGAGUUCAGGGCCACUUUGGGCUACCCUUUCUCAAACAAAACAAAAAUCAUAUUCUGAGUUCAAAACCUGCAGGUGAGUCCAAUACAACACAUAUUGAAAGAAAGUUAAGACUUUUUUGGCCACUAAGUGAAUUUUAGGAGGUAGAUUUAUUUCUCUGUUAAGCUUGGACAGUUGUCUCAUUGGUACCGGACCACAUCUACACCAAGAUUUCACCUGGUUUAUCGGAGCAUGCCAGGUUCCUUCCUCCUCUUUUGGUGAGAAGUCUGCUCACCAGUGCCCUCUGUAGUCCAGCAAGGGAAGUGCAAUUUAACAAGUGAGUUAACAGGGCACCAGCGACAAAGCAAAGGAUUACACAAAAGUCCACCUUGGCAAACCGACAAGCUUGUUGAUGUUACUCACUGGCCUGUAUGAUCCCCAGACAGCUACAUCAUCACAAAGUCCCUCUCCAGGAUGGUCGAUGAGCUUCCCGUAGCUGUGCAGAGGACGGUCCUCUUUCCCCACGCCGUCCCAGCAGCUAACUCACACUCUACCCUUUCACCUCCAAGACCAGACCAGGAGACCAGAUGUGACAGCUGUUCCCAUCAAGAUGACAGUGGCUGUUGUGCUUGGAGGACCCUGUGCUGGUUACUUUGUCAACACAAGCUUGAGUCAUCUGGGAAGAGGGACUGUCAGUCAGGGUAUUUUCUCCAUCAGACUGGCCUGUAGGCAUUACCUGGGAUGUUUCCUGAUUGAUGAUUGGCGUGGGAGGGCCCAGCCUACUGUGAGCGGUGCUGCCCUGGGCAGGUGGUUCUGAAUAGGAAGGUAGUUGAUUAAGUCAGAGGGGUCAAGCCAGUAAGCAGCCUUCUUCUACAGUCUGUGCUUGCCCUGAUGAUGAACUAGUAAGUGUAAGAAGAAAUAAACCCUUUCCUCUCCCAAGAUGUUUUUGGUCAGGGUUUUACCAUAGCAACAGAAAGUCAACCAAGACAAGCUGCAUUUAGUUACACAACAACCCACGCAUUAGCCUGUCUAUGCCGAGGGACUAUUAGAGGAAGACAAGUGUCCCUGCUCAGCGUCUCUGCUGGCAGUAGUCAAAGGGAAGGGGUGUGUGUCUGUGAGUGCCACCAGCCUGUGACAGUGGUUCAGACAGGACGAGAAGUUGAAAGCAGAAAAUUUAGUCACCUGUGAGGCUAAGUCCUGCUUAGCUAUAAGAUAGAGCCUAGGUCGGCUACUCUCAGUCCUGACUGCAUUAAGGUCACGUGGAGAGCGUUGGGAAGAGCUUCAGAAGCAGUCAGUGCCCCACUCCAAAUCUGGAUCUUAGAUGCUGGGGGGUCCGAGCCCGCUAGCAGAUGGGAGUCAUAGAUCAGGAAAGGCGCGUUCCACCACGCGCCUCUCUACUGUAAACCACCUUCAUUCCUCAAAAAUUACCUACAGCUGCCUUUUAAAAACUCACAACACAAUAAAACUGCUUUUUACUGCUUUUUCUUAAGUGGGUUUACAAGUCAGGGCAGAUGAAAUGAAGCCGGGCUUUGGAGAUGGCCACACUGGGGAAGACAAGGCAUACUGUCUGUUUUGGGAUGCAUAAGGCAGUUCUGACCUUGAGAGAGAGAGAGAGAACACUACAGAGCAGACACUCUGCCUGGUUCCUGCUACCUGUGUCCUGGGAAGCACAGGGAGCCGCUGCAGUGGAAUCCUUCAUCUGUUUUCUUGUUUGGGAUUUCGAGCAAGGUCUCACUGUCGCCCAGGAUGGCCUGAGACUCCAGGCACUCCUCCUGCCUCAGCUGUCUAAAUGUGGAGACUUUGAGACUUGUAUCCAUCUGCCCCUUGGUCAGAAUGGAAUACACUCCACACGCUGGCCUCAAGGCUCACUGGCUGAGGUAGCAGAGCUUUGUGCAUUGCCCUCACACACCCAGGGGAGAGCCCUGCUCGCCUUGGCAGUGAGCAGCGAUGCCCUGGUGGAUGGGCACAGCAGUCACCUGGGGUUUUGCAGCAGGUGGAAAACUCUUCCCAAAGUCGUCUGAAGGUAGAACCUCAGGAGUUUGGCUCUGAAGCACGCCUGGAGAGGGCCUUGAGAGAACUGAUCAGUAACCUUGAAAUGGAAUCACCUUGUAUUACCUAGGUGGGUCAUGAGGGAACGUGACUGGAUGGAGAUUAGAGAGAUGCUGGCCAGUUAUAAGCCAAGGAGGAUGCAGAGUCUCUACAGCAGUGUGUUCCCCUUAGCACCUCCAGAGGGUGCACAGCCCAGGUAGGGGCACAUAGAAACUUAUGAAACUGCCUGCCUGCAUUCCUUAUGCAAGAAGAAUAAGCAUGUCCUAAGUCUCCUAGCUGCAGGCACCUGGUAGACUCCUGGGCACCUCCAUGUUCUCUGAUAGCUCAUCACCAGAGAGCCAACAUUACUCAACCCAACACUGGACUUAACACUGUCCUCGCCUUCCACACUGAAAACACUUCCUCAUCUACUCUCGAGAGCCAACGAAAUCAACAGGUUUCUUCUGGUCAUUAUUAGGAAUUAGUAAGAUGCAACUGUUAGGCCCUUAAAACUGCCUGCCACAACCCAGUAGGACAUGCAGGCACUUAUUAAAUGGGAGUAAGCAGGUGGGGUCCAUUUCACGCCCCAGGUUCUGGCUUCCCUGUUCUUUGUUGACGCUUCAGAAGCCAGUAUUUAGUUUGAAGCUAGAAAUACUUUCCUUCACAGGAUUUUCUUACUCUGUAGUGAAGGCUGUGGGUAGGCAUGGGCCAGACUGGUGCAGCUGUCAAGGGUCCCAGCAACAUGUUCACUUCCUUUCAUCACUGCCUCCCUCGGAGACACUCAAGCUGCAACCUGGUCUAGUCACCCGAGUCCUCUACGGAUCAAAACUCCUCGUCUCCCUUUCCUGCACUAUAUUUGAGGAAUGGUAAAUUGUUCUUUCUUACCAAUACAGACCCUCCCCAGAGACCGCCACUAGGCGACAGAUAGGUCCAUCAGACCAAGAACAAUGGGCACUUGAUCUUGUCAUUGCUCUGGUGUGACCCUAUGCAUGCCCAUUAGCCAUUUUGUGGUUUCAACAUCUUUAAGCUUUCUGACUAAUGCAGCCUUGCAAGUAUUUAAAAAUAUCCUUUUGUGGGCUCCCGUGUACGAUGCUAUCUCCAGACACUGUAACGAAGAGCACCUGUCCCAUGGCUGCACCGUCUGCAGCGCUCUUAUGAGCAACGUGGUCUCGGCAUUGAAAACAAGAGCUAGCUGGGGGCUCUGCCACAGCUUACGCUUUCUCCCUCUGAGACAGGGUCAUUCUAUGUGGACCAGGCUUACUUUAAACUUUCCAUCCUCCUGCUUCAGCCUCCAGAGUGCUAGGAUUGAGGGAGCGCAACACCUGGCUUCAGCUGUUUAUCACUGUAGUCACGAGGCAGAUCUUCCAGGAGGGAACAUGCCCCCCCGGACCCCCUUUUCAAUCCAUAUUUAGUGUGUUAACACCUUGCAGAAGAAGCUGGUUUUUUCCUUUCAGCACGUGGGUCUUGAGACUCUAACUUAGAUGGCCAGGCUCUGCGGCAGGUCCUUUAUCCUCUGAGCCAGCUCACCAAUGUUUGAAUAAACCAUGUGCAAGCCCCUGUACCCAACCCAGGUCUGGAAACACAAAAACCAAAACCAACCACACAAAGAGAAGGUUGGAGCAAAAUGAAGCUCACAGCUGCAGUCUAGAGACAGGCAUGCAUUCUUACUAAGACCCUGCAACAUAUUUGUCUUUCAAGGUUUUCAUUAAAAAUGCUGAAAAAUGCUGGGGAUGUUAGCUGACUGCGUAGACAUGGUUUGAGUGUAGGGAAAGUCCCUCUCACACGCCACUCCACUGGUAGCUGACUGGUCUCAGUAUUUUUUGUUCUUAAGUAACGGGACAAUACUGAGCAGACUGCUCUGACCCCUUUGGUUGGCCGCAGGAUCUCACACAUGCUAAGCCAAGGGUCUAGCACUAAGCUACAUCCCAGUCCUUUCUAUUCUGAGGCAGGGUCUUGCUAAGCUGCUUGAACUGACCCUGACCUCAUUGUGGCGUCCAAACUGGCCUGGAACUUACUCUCUUGCCUCAGCCUGGAGUAGAGGGGAUUACACGGUGUACCAUCACACUGGCUCUAAUUCAGUUUUUUUUUUUUUUUUUUAAUAGUUAUUUAUUCUGUAUACAAUAUUCUGUCUGUGUGUACGCCUGCAGGCCAGAAGAGGGCACCAGACCUCAUUACAGAUGGUUGUGAGCCACCAUGUGGUUGCUGGGAAUUGAACUUAGGACCUUUGGAAGAGCAGGCAAUGCUCUUAACCGCUGAGCCAUCUCUCCAGCUCUAAUUCCUUGUUUUAAACUGAGCACCACUUGCCGAGCGGUGGUGGUGCAUGCCUUUAAUCCCAGCACUUGGGAGGCAGAGGCAGGUGGAUCUCUUUGAGUUCAAGAACAGCCUGGUCUACAAGAGCUAAUUCCAGGGGGCUCCAUUUGUGAAGAAUUCAGAGGAGAAGGGUGUGUCACUGGGGGUGGACUUUGAGGUUUCCAAGACUCCUGUGAUUCCCAGUGCUCAGUGUGCCUCUUGCUUGUGGAUCAAGAUGUGAGCUCUCAGCUGUUCCUUCCCUCCGCCAUCAUGGCCUCUAAGCCCCUGAAACCAUAAGCUGGAUUAAACACUUCUUUUUAUAAUGUACCUGAGUCAUGGUGUUCUAUCAUAGCAUUAAAG